This is a messenger RNA of Alternaria incomplexa, 1176 nucleotides long. RefSeq lists its product as uncharacterized. The record is from RefSeq and is a predicted model, not a curated record. The transcript is spliced from 4 exons. The coding region runs from base 1 to 1176 and encodes 391 amino acids. NCBI's taxonomy places the organism in Eukaryota, Fungi, Ascomycota, Dothideomycetes, Pleosporales, Pleosporaceae.
AUGGCUGAUAAGAUCACGCUACAGACGUUAGGUACCACCGCUCUGACGCCGCCCUUCUCUCCCCGUCCCAUCCCACCCCCAACCGCUACCGCUGCCACACUCAGUAGUCCCACAUCGCCAUCCGACACCGCGCAUCAGAAUGGUCAUAUUACUACCAGCCUGGGUCGGACCACGACGGGCCCCCAACCGCGUGAGCCCGUGCUCGACUCGGUCAUAGCAAUACCGCUCACGGCAGAAGAGUCCCUUCCCACUAUAAGCGGCAAGAACAACGAAGCAUACCUCGCCAACGACGACCCCCGUCAGUUCCUCUUAUACGACCUCGAUCUCUCUCGCUUGAACCGCAUACACGGACACCUAUGGAUGGCAGGCCGGCCCAUGCGCGCCAGGCCAUUGCACAGAUACACGAUGCUGGGCAUGGAAGUGCUAGGCACACAACAAAUGGAUUUACAUCUGCUGAAGUACUCGACCAAGCUUAUAGUCAAGCCGUUGCCGGAAUGGAUGCUCAGCUAUGAGUUCUGGCAAGAUUACAUCUGCAAGCCUGCGGAUGCGGAUCCUGAUGACGAGACAGCAAAAGGCCUGUGGGAGAGUGCGGCUGGGUUUCUGGUAAGCUAUGUGUGGCUCAUCACUACACCGCUGGACUUGAAGAUCGCGCACGAGUACACGCUUCUACCGAGCUUUGUCACAUGGCACUGGUGGAAAGCUUUCGUGAGGGAUUUCAUGGGCCAUGUGGAUAUCAACACGCUGCAGCAAGUCAACAAACGGUACCAGUUCGGUGAUCUCAGAUUGGGAAGAAUCAACAGCAUCUAUCGGACACGUUAUGCGCAUACGCAUUUCGUUCGAGGGUAUCUGUACGGAUACAAUCGCUACGUAAUCUUCUUCCAACGAAACUUCUCCUGGAUCCUCAUCGUGUUCGUGUUCUUUAGUCUGGUUCUAUCCGCCAUGCAAGUUGGAGUGGGUCUGGACGAACUGAAAGAAAAUCACCAUUUCCUUAAAGCCACUUAUUACUUCGUUGUUUUCAGCAUGAUAUCCGUGGUUGUCGUACUGGCAUUCGUUACAAUCGUCUUUAUCGGCAUCUUUCUCUUCAACAUGUACAAGGCUAUCACGCAUGCGGGGAGUACACAGAAGUGGAGACUUAAGAUGUUUCGGGGGAAUCAGGAGGAGGGUAAGGAUGCUUGA